AUGGCAAACUACGGAUUAGAUCCCUUUUCCAAGCUACCAUCAGAGAUUUGUGUCAACGUUCUCAUUUCUAUCAACAACACGGCAAUGAUUUCACAGUUGAUCCAAGCCUCCCCGGUCAUGCUUGCACAAUAUUGUGCAAGCAAAAUGUACAUCAUAAAGAAGAUUAUCGACUAUGAUGAAGACAUGAUGCAAGACGCCAUGGCGAUCGUCCUGUUCCCGCGCGUUUCUUCUCCUAGCCAGGGACUUAUAUACGAGCGUCCUGCAACCGCUGUACGCGUACAUCUUCGCAAAUGGUCAAAGUCUCAACUCCCGGACCCUCUCAAGAAAUACGACAACCGUCUCGCUGGUAAACUGAUUAGUUUACAUAGUCGGAUCAUGAUAUAUCUCGAGGACUAUAUCACUAAGGCCACCGCGUACUUCCCUCCUCGAGAAUACCUUUGUCUACCAGACAUCAAAGAGCCGUGGGCUGAGGCAUACUCUACGUUUAGAGGUGCCAAGGUGACACGGCGAUUCGAUUCUGCAAAUCUCACGACGUUGGAGAGGAGAAGGUUGUUGAAGGCGUUUCUGAUGUACUACUUGACGUCCGAGGCCAACUUCCUUGCCCAAGUUCCCACUGGCAUACCACCACGCAAAGUCAGCAAAGCGCAAGAACAAACUCUCACGUGUGUCAUCGAAUACUUCAGAAGUCUAUACGGCGCAAUCUUUGCCCAUUUCACUGAUACUUGGCUCCCAACUAUAUCAUCAGUCACUUCAUCAUCUGAACCUGGGCUACUAUAUCCGGAUGACUUUUAUUUCGACGGUGAAGUCUAUGCGAAAGGAAUCAAGUUCGCCUAUCACGAUAGCCCUUACGGAUACCACAAAUUCUGUCUUGGUUUUGCACUUCUUGGGCCUGAUCGUCUCACCGAGUUUCUUCGCCACGACAUGUCCAAUGCAAACGAGAUAAGAGCCCUUAGGGACGAAUUGAAAUCUCUCUGGAACAGCGAUUGCCGGCAACCCUGGAACGGUCGGGAGCUAACAGUUGGACUCUUUUUCAAUGCUAGUGACGAUUACGAUUACAAAGAUGGUUGCGAAUCAUUGAUGUACGAAAUGUUGUCGCCGACUAUGGAGCCGCAUACACUCGGUGGUAAAAUCGCUUGUCAGCGGGCGUGGGUAUUUUUCGAUGACAGCCGUUUAUACCCUCAAGAGACGACUGAACGACCGAAUUUUCCACCCAAGGAUUUCCUCGAGUCAAGACGUAAUCGAACGAGAUGGCAGCGGUACGGCCAUGAAAAGCAGAGGAAGAUGCGACGAUUACAACGUUGGCAUGACGGGCUGAUCGACGAGGAUUGGGAUGCACGUUAUUUGAUAUGA
Fusarium pseudograminearum CS3096 is the source of this 1350-nucleotide messenger RNA. RefSeq lists its product as uncharacterized. The transcript has a single exon. The coding region runs from base 1 to 1350 and encodes 449 amino acids. The record is from RefSeq and is a predicted model, not a curated record. Lineage: Eukaryota; Fungi; Ascomycota; Sordariomycetes; Hypocreales; Nectriaceae.